Molecule: messenger RNA, 862 nt
Organism: Solanum tuberosum (potato)
Lineage: Eukaryota; Viridiplantae; Streptophyta; Magnoliopsida; Solanales; Solanaceae
Exons: 3
Coding region: 151-498 (115 amino acids)
Source: RefSeq, a predicted model, not a curated record
AUUCAAAUUUUUUUCAGACUAUUUGAACUUGGGAGUCGAGGCACAAUUGGGUCAUUACGACCACAUUUGAGAGGAAAACAUCCUCCAGACUGUCUGUCUGGCUAAAGAAAGUUUGGGAUACUGCUGAACGUUUGGAUUGGAUGUUGCCUCAUGUUUUUGAUGAAUUGGGGUCUGUAUUGGAACACAGACAAAUUUAAGGCAAUAUCUGAACAAGCCAAAAAGGCUAGAGGGAGUCUUAAGGUUGGCUCGUUGCACAUCGAAGGUGCAAAGAGCGUUGGCACAAUUGCAAGAGAGAUGGGACGCACUCUCAUUGAACCGGAGGUUUUCAAGAAGACUCAUGUUAGGAAGAAAGAAAAUGAGUUGGAUCCGGAUGUGUGGGUGGAGGAAAGGGUCGAACGGACUUUUAAUGACUUUCAUCAGUACGUCGCUGAGAAUCUUGAUAGUUCGGUCCAAUUGACACCUGAACUGUCCACGGGUAGGGGGAACACACAAGGGUAGAUGAUAUGGUCUAGGAUCUCGAAAUUAUGUAAGACGACUCCAGUCAGGCUUAGAAGGUAUUGGAUCGUCAAGUCAAGCCGAAGCACUUGACGGUGUUCAGAUUGUUGUUAUGUCGGCUCAAAUAGCAUAAUUUACAUCGGCACUAGCAGCGCAGCGUCGGAGCGGAGAAGAGAAGCUGAACAACGAAGCAUGAGCGAGACCGUUCAGCAAAUCAAAGAACAAGUGAUGAACCUCGCUCGUCGACCUACUACUUCGGCUCCCGAGGACACCAACAAUGACAGUGAUGAUGAGGAUGAUUAUGUAGAACCCACUCCCUAGUUUAGAUCUCUGGACAUUUAUGAAUUUUUUUAAAUUUUGAAACGAA